GGUGUUUUGACGUUAUUUUGAACUGUGAUAAGAAGUUUCGUGGAAACAUUGCUAACGACAUUAUAUAGACAUUAAAACACCAUAGCCAGGAAGUCCUUGCCACGCGUGUCCUACGUGACGGCCAUGGACCUGUUCGUCACCGUGUGUUUCCUGUUCGUCUUCGCCGCGCUGAUGGAGUACGCCGCCCUCAACUACUACUCCAGCUGCAGGAAGCCGGCCGCCAGGAGGGCCGCGCAGUUGUUACAUCCAGAUUCCUCAAGAUGGAUUCAUGAGCGAAUAGGCCUGCAAGCCCCUUCCAACUACUCUCUCCUCGAUAUGAGGCCACCCCCACCUGCGAUGAUCACUUUAAACAACUCCGUGUACUGGCAGGAGUUUGAAGAAACCUGUGUCUAUGAGUGUCUGGAUGGCAAGGACUGCCAGAGCUUCUUCUGCUGCUAUGAAGAAUGUAAAUCGGGGUCCUGGAGAAAGGGACGCAUUCACAUAGACAUCUUGGAGCUGGACUCGUACUCCCGGGUCUUUUUCCCUACGUCAUUCCUGCUCUUUAACCUGGUCUAUUGGGUCGGAUACCUGUAUCUCUGAGUGUUGCUUGUAGUGACUAGUGAAGAGCAUUUGGUUCACGCUCUUUACCUUACACCAUCCCCAGACCAGUAGUGACCCGUCGCGACUAGGAAGGAAAAACACUGCUCAGUUUAUCUUAAAUUAUAAAUUACCUUUCAGCAGUGCAGGAAGUAUCUGGCAAAUAUUUCUAUCAUGUAUUUCUCACGCGCGCGCACGCGCACACACACACACGUUGAUUCAAUUUUAAAGUGAUAUUCUUGCUAAUCCCUUACUGAAUCCAUAGCUUGGUGAUAUUUAUGAAUGGUUUUUGGAUAGUGGAAGCAGCUGCUGAUAACCCCUGCAAAGAUAUCUGUAUAACACGCAAGCAGAUAUCUGAGAAGUUGUCUCAGUCCCCUCCCCCGAUUCAGCUCUCCUUUACAGCCCCCACGUGCACGAGUCACUCCCGGCCAAGACACACUCGUGCUGGGUCACCCCGUGCCCACAGGACACCUGAGUUCAAGUAUAAACUGCAGCCAAUCUCCAUCCCAGUUUCCUCUCUCCGUGGCCAGCAUCCUUCACCUGAAAACUCACCAGGGCCUAGGAAGAGUGCCUCUUGCCCUCCACAGUUCCCAUUUGAGGAAAAAGUAUGAUUUCCAAAAUUCUCACAUUGCUGAUGUCAGAUGUUGAUUAGCUCUGAACAUUAGGAGGUUGUUACUUUAUUCUAAACUACUGAGAGGGUUCUUAGACUAGUUCAACUUGAAUUCAACAUUUCACCUUAAGAGCUCUAUUUUGCUAGCCCAAGGCUAAUCCUGGAGUAUGUGUCUAGCUUACGUUAUAUUAUUAUGGAUUUAGUAAUUGUCUUCAUCUUGCAAAGACAGGUAUAUAGCAUGCACAAGCUUUUGUCUUGAAAACAUAUUCCAGAGUGUGAAAGAAAUAUAGAGUUCUAAAAAUAUCUUAGUAAAUAUUAAUUUUCCAGUCAAACCAACUUUAAAUGCAAAAAAAUGAAUAAUAGUGAUCAUCAAUUGUAUAUUUUGAUGAACAAAAAAUAUUUUAUACUUUGAAAUAUGGAUACAUAGCAAAAUCCCAAAGAAAAAUUCCCCCCAAAUCACCACUCCUUUGAUAUUUUUAUAACACAAGCCAGUUUCCUUCUUGCUAUUAGUUAUUUGUUAUAACUGGAUGCCACUAUGUACUUCGUAAGACUCUCUUGAGGCUUCACACCAUCAAUAGGGAGAAAAAAAGUCCUACCAGUUAUUUAAUAAUGCUUUAGCAUUAUUAAAAUUUUGGUACCAGAAUCUCUGUGCUUUUCAUUUUUCCACACAUAAAACAAUUCAUUUUAUUGGAAAGCAUACAUUUUUAAAUUAUCUUCUGUGCAUACUGUUAUUACUCAGAAAAAAGUAAAACAUUAUGCAGAGAAAGUAUAUAAAAGUACUGAUUUCACACAUUUUAUUAGACGUAUACCAGACACAGAAGGGGAUGGGAGUAGAAGAGACCAGAAAAAUGAAAUUAGAUAUGUCUAAUUCUUAUUAACAUUGUUACAUAUCAAAUGAAUGCAAAGAUACACAUAUAUAAUCACUCAGUUUUCAAGGAGCAAGUAAGUCUGUAUGAUGUGAGACACUCAAACCCAUUUUUUUCUGUCCUAUCAACUCUCUGCCUUUGGUUUGAUAGGUGCUAUGUAAGCCACAAGCCAAUUGGCUUCUACUUAGCAAAUUCAAUUUAAAAAAUAAAAUAAUAUUUGUGGAGAAAUAGGUUGAAAAUAUCGGCUUAAAUGAAAUUUCUCCUCUAUUGGAGAAGUUCACUUACUAGUAUCCUAGUUCUGUCUCUCAUGCAGAAACAAUCCCUCCUACCCGAGGCAGAGAGACCCUGGAGGUACCUGACCAAAGGAACCCCAAACCCCGGCACUGAGCCAGGCAGGUGACCCAAGGGCUGUCUUCUUCAAACACAAUUUCCAACUUUAUGAAUUGAUCAUUUCUAGUAAUAUGAAAAUCUCAACCUGUUACAUUGUAAAAGAAGUUCUGGAGAGAACUGAAUUUUCUAGUAAAAUUCUUAAAAGGAAAUAAUUUAAAAGACAUUUUUAUAACAUAGAUUUGGUCCAAUUUUACCUUAAAAAGAAUUUUACCAAUGCCUCUUGUUUCAAAACCACUCAAUAUUUGAAUAGCUUUAGCAGCUCUCAUGAAACAUUACUUAUAGGAUAAGUGUACCAGUAACCUCUGUUUUCUGAAUCCACCCAUUCUCUUCUUCCCAAACUCAGCUGUCCUCCUGAUAAUAACACUGUAGUUCAUGGUUCCUUUCCUAUGAAGGAGAACCUUCAUCUCAAGAGAAUCUGAUGGAUGUUCACUAAUAGAGCAUAAAAUAGAUUCAAGCAUCUAUAGCAGUUGAGCCACUAGGCUUACUAAAAAACACUAAAACACUCCCAUAGAGCACCCCAAUGCCUGUUUCUCUGCAGGCUUGUGAAAUUCAAGUUCUUCAUAUCGAUCUUAACUCCUGAGAUGAGCCUUUCAGUCCACAAUACAGGAGAGACGUGUGCACCUCACUAAGGUGCAGCAGUCAGGGGCUUUUUAAAGCAUGUUUGUGUUUCCUUUGUGGAGGAAGGAAGAGGAGGGGCACGGGGCGAGGGCUGAGGGAAGUUCAUCCCUCUUUAAUUGAAAGACCUCCUUUUCCAGUGUGCUUGGUGAUGAGGCAUAUGUGGGGGCACAGCUCUGCCCAGCUUACUUUGUGUGGAGAAUUGGGAACUAUCUUUGGUGGAAGUUGUCUGAGUGAUCUGCAUUCCAAAGGUGCUACUGUGUUUCAAAAAUACACUAAAUCCAGGAGAUGAUGGUUCCAUAUUUUGAAAAGGAUUCCAAAUUUCUGACAACUAUGGAUUGGAUCAUACUUAAAACUGUGUCCGCUUUCUUUUAAGCUGCAUCCUGGGUGAGGGGAAAAGAGAAAAAAAGGCAUUUCACGUUAAUGGAAGUAGAGCAAAAUGCCUCUUCGGUGCCCAGAAAGUUUUAGCUUCUGCAAAGUCCCAACACCAACCAGAGCAGACUCCCCCAAUACUGAACAGAGAAGGACAAUGUUAAUAUACUUUACUCUGGACCCAGCCAAUACUGCCCCCAACAUACCCAAAAUAUGCCUUAAAACAAAACAAAAAGCUUAAAUAAUACACAUCUUGCAAGAUUAUCCAUCUCCUGCAAUCAGCUAUAUUUCAAGUUUUACUUAUUUUCAAUGAAUGGAUGGAAAUAGGAUUUUAUUUCUUUAUAUGCCUAACAGUCUUAUCCUUAGUUUUAUAUAAAAUCAGUUAAGUACAAAGUUUUUGUGUAUUCUUCAAUUGAGGAAAUGCUUAUCCUCUACAGCAAAGCAUUUUCAUGCUACAUAAGGAAAAUUAGGGCCAACCUGAAAGUCAGCAACAUAGUCCUUGUGAUGGGAUAUGAGUGUCCAUACAGAACCUGCAUGCCAGGCCACCUUGCCUUGGGAUGGCUUGCUGCAGUAAGAACAGGUUUUUAGGCAUUUUGUUUUGCUGCUCUGCAAAAUACCAGGCUCUGGAAGCAACAGGAGAGGGGACCUGUAACCGCAUUUUUCAUUGACUGAUGCUUGCCACCACUAGGAAACAAUGGGCCACUCUUUAUCUAAAGGGCUAGAACAUAAAACAAGCAAAACCUCUUCUCCUUAAUCAUUUUAAUCUUGGCUGCCAAAAUGGAAACUUUCUGUGAUAUCCUUUGAGACUUGAAGAAUUAUAACUGGUCUCCAACCAUUAAACUUAUCACUGUAUCAGUUCAAUGCUCUUAAGGCACAAAAAAUUUAGAAUUCACUUCGUGCUCUUGCAACUGUUUUUGAGUGCUUUUUAUGAGAGUUUAUAAACUGUAAUACAUAUGAAAUUUCAUCUUCAGUUUCUGUAAUGACUUGGGAUAAACCUAAUCUGAUGUAAAUAUAUAUUGAAAUGUUAAGCUCCAUUUGUACUAAAACACUGUCCAUCUUGGGCUUCAGAACACUAUCAUUUAAAAAAUAUUCAUGAGCCACAAAAAAA
Messenger RNA from Galeopterus variegatus (Sunda flying lemur), 4537 nucleotides. RefSeq names its product gamma-aminobutyric acid receptor subunit gamma-3-like. Gene Ontology annotation, cellular component: membrane. The transcript is spliced from 4 exons. Gene Ontology annotation, molecular function: monoatomic ion channel activity; GABA-A receptor activity. Bases 124 to 579 code for a protein of 151 amino acids. Gene Ontology annotation, biological process: chloride transport; monoatomic ion transmembrane transport; gamma-aminobutyric acid signaling pathway. NCBI's taxonomy places the organism in Eukaryota, Metazoa, Chordata, Mammalia, Dermoptera, Cynocephalidae. The record is from RefSeq and is a predicted model, not a curated record.